Molecule: messenger RNA, 1037 nt
Organism: Carassius carassius (crucian carp)
Lineage: Eukaryota; Metazoa; Chordata; Actinopteri; Cypriniformes; Cyprinidae
Product: solute carrier family 66 member 2-like
Exons: 4
Coding region: 266-1027 (253 amino acids)
Biological process (GO): phospholipid translocation; retrograde transport, endosome to Golgi
Cellular component (GO): endosome; trans-Golgi network
Source: RefSeq, a predicted model, not a curated record
ACGGACCCACGCCGAGGAUCCGUUCCCAUCGAUUUAGCAAGUAUUUCUUUGCUGGAAAGGGGAAUCACUAUAUAAUGAAUCAGUGGAUGUUGCCUGGGAUAAUGAAAGUAUAUUUACUUCCGCUGUUUAGAAUAAUAUAUAUCCAGUAAUCGUCAAGGAUAGUAUAACAAAAUAGUAAUGUGAUUUAGGUGUUGUUGCAUUACUGGGCUAGUCAUUGUAUUGAGUUGAUUUUAAUUGUAAGAGACAGCAGCUGCAUCUCUCAGAGAUGGAUGAAGUGGUUAUGGAUCAGAUCAUGAAUGUUGCUCAUCAAGCGGUGUCUUGGAUCGCAUCUGUUACCAUCAUAUUUGGAGGGGUGGUGCCAUACAUCCCUCAGUACAGGGACAUCCGCAGGACCCAGAAUGCUGAGGGGUUCUCCACAUAUGUGUGUCUGGUGCUGCUGGUGGCCAACAUACUGAGAAUACUCUUUAGGUUUGGACGUUUCUUUGAGACUCCGCUGCUCUGGCAGAGUAUAAUCAUGAUCAUCACGAUGUUAAUCAUGCUGAACCUGUGCACCAGCGUCCGCUUGACCUCUGAACUCAACACCAAACGCCGCUCCUUCACAGACUUUGAUAGGAACUACUUCUGGUCUUGGAGUGGUUUUGUGGAUUACCUGCAGUGUGUGCUGGUGUUCACUGUGCUGGCCGCCUAUGUGACGUAUCUGCUACUGGACUCGGUUCUGUUUGUGGAGAGCCUGGGUUUUCUGGCCGUAUUUACAGAGGCCAUGCUGGGAACUCCACAGCUCUACUGCAACUUCCAGAACAAAUCUACUGAAGGCAUGAGUAUUAAGAUGGUGUUGAUGUGGACCAGUGGAGACACUUUCAAGUCUGGCUACUUCCUGUUGACUCAAGCCCCCGUGCAGUUCUGGAUCUGCGGCCUCCUUCAGGUGUGCGUGGACUUGGCCAUCCUCUUCCAAGUGUACUUCUACAGCCGCUUCCCACAGAAACCCGUCUCUCACAUCACACACACCACCAGCGCCAAGGCCCUAUGAAACACCGUCG